UGACCCAAACGUGCUUCGUGAUGCACUCAUCAGUCACACAGUCGUGAGUGCUUGAUGAUUGUGACUUGGAUUUUGAUUCUUUCUUUCCUCUUGGAUGCGUCUCACCACCACCGCUAGCACCACCACCACCACCACGUCUGGGCAAAGUGCAUUUGGUCGCGUGGCUCGAUUUUGCUUGCGCUUAUCGGUCAGAGCAUAGAGAGCCAGCGACGAACGAGCGUGAUGGAAACAGCCUCUGGGAUCGCGCUGGCAUCAACAACAUCUUCCACCUUCUGCCCCACUACGGACUCUGCACGGCCAUUGCCAACAGAAUGUCGGGCGAAAGACCUUUGGGAGGGUCUUCUGCCGUGUCGGGUCUAUCUGAUGCUCUGGCACAAGGAGCAGCCUACCUCUCUCCCUUUGCCCAAUCAGCCCAAGCUGGGGCUUCCACAUCCGCAGCGGGUCUGAAUGAAGCGACAAGGCACCUGAUAGAUGCCGCACCGCACCUCUUCAAACCUCGCAUGUUAUCAGCUGCCAUUCAUUCCUCUAGUCUAGGUGUGGCCGGCACUUCGGGCGAUAGGGCGAGGAUCGUGGGCUGGGGCGGACUGCCUUUGGCACUCAGUAGACCCAUCAGUCUUUCACAACCGGCCCGAAGCCUGGCCAGAUUCGGAGCAGCUGUGGCUUCGGGCGGAGGUCUUUCGGCAGCGGAACUGAGAGCGCGAGAAGAUUGCGCAGCCAUACUCAGGGAAGCGGAGGCGGAGGCUGAGCUGGGCGUUAGAGCUCAGGGAUUGAGCAUCGAAGAUGGCUCUAAUGUAGCAACAGCUGCAGCGACGACGACGGCGACGAAUGGCGAAGAGCCUGUCAGUCUGCUGCGAGGAUACGAAGCCACUCGACCUUCUUCCUUGGCAGGCAGAGCUAGGAGGAGGGAAGCAAGGGGAAAAGCAGUCGAUGCUCCCAGAUUGGGUCUGCGAGCGAUGGGCGAAAAUGCUAGAGGACUCUUGUCUGCUUCGGAAGCGCACGAAGAUGGCGAAAAUGGCGCGACGCAUGGCGCCGAGGAGGCAGCCUCUUCGUUCAAGAGCAGAGCUAAAGGUAGAGCCAGCAUUAGAGGAUCGAGAGAUGCGGUCAUCAAGCUGGACGAAUCUCAGCUUGCUGAUCAGAAGGAGGAGAUCGAAAGGGAGAAGGAGGAUGUAGGAGUUAGAAGGGCCCUAAUCCGAAAAGAAAUCUCGGCAGUGGAAACCAAAAUGGCUGCGCUUGUUGCUGUCAGGGACAGACUGGAGCACAGCCUGCUGCAGCUUCGAGAGGAGGAGCUGGAGCUGCAAGACGAGGCGCAAGGCGUGUCGGAGUUGCUCAGCUUGCAAGCGCACAGGAGGAAUAUGCCCGGUGUUGCCGGAGCGUCCGUUGCUUCGCUCUCGACGAAUCAAUCUGGACAGUCUGAGCACGCCACAUCGGCUUCGAGCAGCCGAAGAAGGAAGGGCCCCUUGUUCUUGCCCUCCGAGCACGACGAGCUGCCUUCGGGUGUUGCCUUCAUGACACUUGCGGGACACACUGCGCCUUUGACCGCUCUGGACUUUUCCGAACCUUACGGCGCGCUGGUCAGUGCCGCUUCUGACGACGGUGCGCCCAUCGUCUGGGACCUAUCUUCGGGCGGCGAGGUGGGACGUUUGAGGGGUCAUGAGGGCAACACGCGAUGCCUGCAAGUGGAGGAAGAGCUCUGCAUAACGGGAGGUUCGGAUUGCAGCAUACGGAUCUGGGAUCUUCGAAAAGUGGAGAAUUGGGAGACGAGACUGUCGAUGAAUCAACAGGCUCGGGAUGGUGAGGGUGCAGCUGCCAUCGUUAGGAAUGGAGAUGAGGCAGAAGGAAACAACAAGGACGAGGAGUGGGAUCCUUGCCUCAGCAAGUUGGAUGGUCAUACACGCGCAGUCACUAGCCUCUACUUUGACGAAGGCUGCCUGAUCACGGGGGCGUCAGACAAGACGCUACGCCAAUGGGAUCUCAACACUGGGCAGUGCGUUCUCACCAUGGACAUUCUCUGGGCCAUUUCCAACCCUGGUGGGCCAUCUACACCAGGAGGCAGUGGUGCCGCAUCUCGACGAUCCAUGGCUUUCGACAACUCCAGCGCGGGUGGAAUCGGUGGACCAUCGGUCGAUUUCUCUGGCGCUUUUUCCUACCCCUCUCCACCCGCAUCCGACGGCUCGUGGGAGAUGUACAGCGAUUUUGUUGGAGGCGUACAAUUUUGGGGAUAUGCCCUGGCUAGCGCUUCUGGAGAUGGAGCGGUGAGGAUGUGGGAUAUGCGAACGGGUCAAGCGCACAGGACCUUGUUGGGUCACACUGCGCCCGUGACAUGCCUACAAUUCGACGAGACGCACAUCGUCUCUGGCAGUCUGGACCGCUCCAUUCGCAUUUGGGACCUGAGAACGGGCGCCAUUUCGGAUACGAUUCGCUACGACUUCCCAGUGACUGCGUUGCAGUUUGACAGUCGCAAAAUUUUGGCAGCGGCAGGAGAGAGUGGCGUCAAGGUUUAUAAUAGGACAACCAUGCAGCACUCUACGCUCGCGCUCAAUGGACAUACCGCACCAGCGGAGAGACUGAGGUAUAUGGAUCGGUACGCCGUUACGGGAGGAAGAGAUGGUCUGGUCAAGACGUGGUCCUUGUAGAGGUGCGCAUCUGCGCGUCGUCGUCGAAUGAGCGCUUGCUUGCUUCCUCCACCACAUCAACAUGUGCGGUCACAUCACCUCUUGCCACUUUUUGUUCGCAAUGCAAAUCACCACAUCCUUCCCCUUUGUUCCCCCUCCUUGCCACUUGUCUAGGCAGACGUCUCAAUUCCCGUUUGAUCGAGUGAGCGAAUCCCCUCUUCGCCACUGUCCGAAGUGAGGGAGGGGAGGACCCAAAGCAGAAGGCCAUGCUCAUGCGAAAUGGGGCGGGAAAAUAGUCAGCUUAGCCAUCGGUCCAGACUCUCACGUACACGAAGAAGGGGAGGGGCGAUCAUAUUCUAUAUGACGGGAACCAAUAAAAAGUGGUCGAUGGCGAUGUAUUUCCAAUGUGGGCGUAUG
This is a messenger RNA of Ceraceosorus guamensis, 3029 nucleotides long. Its product is annotated as WD40 repeat-like protein. Gene Ontology annotation, cellular component: nucleus; transcription repressor complex. The transcript has 7 exons. Bases 312 to 2633 code for a protein of 773 amino acids. Gene Ontology annotation, biological process: negative regulation of transcription by RNA polymerase II. The record is from RefSeq and is a predicted model, not a curated record. Lineage: Eukaryota; Fungi; Basidiomycota; Exobasidiomycetes; Ceraceosorales; Ceraceosoraceae. Gene Ontology annotation, molecular function: protein binding.